AAAAAAACCCAACAACAAAAUCAUUCACAACGGCGACCAUAACGAACUCCGCCCUUGCAAUGAGCCAGCUGGGCACCGUCUACGCCACCAAGCGAAGGCGACGUAAUGGCAAAAGCCUAAAACCACCGCCCAAGGAUGGCGUCACAAAGAGCAAUCCAUCAAAACGGCAUCGCGAGCGUCUCAACGCGGAACUGGAUCUGCUUGCCUCGCUGUUGCCCUUCGAGCAGAAUAUAUUGAGCAAAUUGGAUCGACUGAGCAUAUUAAGGCUGUCCGUUAGUUAUUUAAGAACCAAAAGUUAUUUUCAAGUUGUUAUGCAUAAGGAUAAGGAAGAGAAUGGUGUCCUGCCCCAUAUACACGCACACGAUGGCUACAGAACCAGAGAAUUGGGAGCCUUCGAGCAUGGUCUGCUGGAUGGUGAUAUGUUCCUGCAGGCCCUAAAUGGAUUUCUAAUGAUACUGACAUGCGAAGGCGAGGUCUUCUUUGCCACGCACAGCAUUGAGAGCUAUUUGGGUUUUCAUCAGUCUGACAUUGUUCAUCAAUCUGUGUACGAAUUGGUCCAUUCGGAGGAUCGCGAGGAACUGCAACGCCAGCUGUUGUGGAAUAGUUUUCUGCCCGCGGACAUGAGCAGCAUGCAACUGAGCGAGACACUGGCUCCGGAUAAGGCUUUGUACUUGGAACGGAGUUUCACUGUUCGUUUUCGAUGUCUCCUGGAUAAUACGAGCGGUUUCCUGCGCCUGGACAUACGGGGACGCAUCAAGAUAUUGCAUGGCCAGAAUCGAAAGACAGAGGAACCACCUCUGGCCCUGUUUGCCUAUUGUACACCAUUUGGUCCACCCAGUUUACUGGAGAUACCGCACAAGGAGAACAUGUUCAAGUCGAAGCACAAAUUGGAUUUCUCUCUGGUCUCCAUGGAUCAGAGGGGCAAGCAUAUAUUGGGCUAUGCGGAUGCCGAACUGGUCAACAUGGGUGGCUAUGAUCUAGUGCACUAUGAUGAUCUAGCCUAUGUGGCCAGCGCCCAUCAAGAGCUUCUGAAAACAGGAGCCUCGGGCAUGAUUGCCUAUCGUUAUCAGAAGAAGGACGGUGAAUGGCAAUGGCUCCAGACCAGUUCCCGUUUGGUGUACAAGAAUUCUAAACCGGAUUUUGUCAUAUGCACGCAUCGCCAGUUAAUGGACGAAGAAGGUCACGAUCUUCUGGGGAAACGAACUAUGGACUUUAAGGUUAGCUACUUGGACACGGGACUGGCAUCGACAUAUUUCUCGGAGGCCGAUCAGUUGGUUGUGCCACCGAGUGCCUCACCUACUGCCCAUUCGCUGCCGCCGCCGGUGACGCCGACACGUCCCAAUCGACGCUACAAGACCCAGUUAAGAGAUUUUCUAUCCACUUGCCGCAGCAAGCGCAAGCUGCAACAACAGCAGCAGCAGCAACAACAACAACAACAGCUGCAGCAGCAGGCGGGUCAGCAAUCCUCACCACUGGCUGGUCAAUUGGUGGGUUCUCCUGCUCCUGCUGUGGUGGAGUAUCUGCCCGAUCCAGCUGUGGCAGUUGCCGCCGCCUAUUCCAAUUUAAACCCAAUGUAUACAACCUCGCCGUAUGCAAGUGCCGCUGAUAAUUUGUAUAUGGGCAGCUGCAGUUCGAUGCCAGCGAAUGCUUUCUAUCCAGUCAGCGAGAACCUAUUCCAUCAGUAUCGGCUGCAAGGAGCUGUCGGUGGCUAUUACACCGACUAUCCGCACUCAGGUCCACCCGCCUCGGCGUAUGUGGCGGCAAAUGGAUUCCUCUCCUAUGAUGGCUAUGCCAUUGCCUCCAAAGAUGAAACUGGCAAGUACUAUAGCGGCUAUAGCAGUGGCUAUGGUAGUCCCACUUCCACGCCCCAGCAAAUUGCCCUCAAGACGCCCAAGUCAUCGCCACAAGUGAUGGAGGUAAUAUCCUGCUCAUCGGAUGGACCCUCGCCGGUGGCCGGAUCCACACCCAAUGGCAAUGUUGGCAGCUCCCUGGCGGUCACACCGAAAGUGGAAACAGCGGCAGGCGGUGUGAAUCCAGUUACUAGCCAAGAUCCCUACGAGCGUCAAACGGUCCUUAUGUGGGGCACCACUCAUUCCAGUGGGGUGCCACUGAAUAGUCUGCAGGAUGGACGUCCUCCUGGCGGUGGUGGUGGCACUGUCGGUUCAUCGACAUCACCGCAACGCUCUACGCCGCUUUCCAAUGGCCUGGGCUAUGAGCAGCAGCAGGAACCCGCGGCUGCAGCCAAAUGGAAUGGUACCAAAGAUCUGUCAGGAAAAUCGGCUAGUGCCUCAACCCCGGAGAGCUAUCAGCUGCAACAUGAUGACUCUGGCCUCUACUCGGCUUCAUCGCACACGACAUCACCUCAGCAGCAGCAACAGCAACAGCCGUCUCGUGGAGUGGGUUCCAAUUCAAUGCCAACACACAGCAGCACCGGCACAGAACAGCAACCGCCAAGUUGUCACCAACAGCAACAACAACAGCAACAACAACAACAGCAGCAACAACACCACCAUCAUCAUGCCCACGCUCAUACGCAUCCGCAUGCACAUUCGCAUCAUCAUCAUCGUCCGCAUCACCAUCAUCCGCAUCCGCAUCCGCAUCCACAUGCGCAUUCGCAUUCACACGAGAUCAUUGCCCAACCGCAUCCGCAUCAACAGCAGCCACAGCCACAGUCACAGCCGCUGGCUGCAUACACGUUGCAGCAUCAUCAGCUGGUUGAAGUGGAAGACAGCCAGAGUCGAUCUCAACUUAGAUCCCCGGUCGCCUUGCCGGGUGUAGGCAGUAUACUCAACGGUGGCGGAACCGGAAGAGAGGUUGCUGCCUCUGCUUAUCAGCAACUGGUAAUAUGUGCCGCAGCCGAGGAGGGGAUAUCAGCCACAAGGAAGAUCUCCAAACAGCAUCAGCUCCAUCAGCCGCAGCCGCAGCCGCCGCCACAGCAGCAGCAGCAGCAUCAUUAUCAAGCAACCCAGCAUGGCCAACAUCUAAUAUAUCCGGCAAAUAUCACAGCUCAUACGGCCCUGGCAUACGCUCCCCCGCCGCCAAGUGCCGGGGCCGCCUAUGCUGAUGGCAGUCCGUUGCUUUCCUUCUCCGAGGUGACCAACACUUUGCUGAACCAGUGAAGAUGUGCAGCUGAUAGACAACCAGAAGCACACACACACCCAACAUAAACAACCAUGUUCAACAGUUUUGCCAAAAUGUGGACUAUGACUAUCGUAUCUUCCAUAAUAAUCACAGAUCAGACGAGGAAACAAGAAUAAAAUAAUGCAAAUAUUACCCAAUGUACACCCUAUACACACACACCUCCCCCCGUAUUGACCCACUUCUGAGUCUUACUCCCUCCUUAGUUGAUUUCGAUAACGCAAACCAGAAAAUGAGAAAGUGAACGAAUUCUAUUUAUUUUUACUGUGAUAAUUUUAACACUAGGUUUGCCCUGCAUCCAUUGAACGUAUGUAUCCAUAAUCAUAACCAUAACCGUAACCGUAACCGGAACUUCCGCUGACUACUUGACAGAAGCAUGAUGCACAAAGAACGAAUCACAUAAUAUUCAAAUUUAGAUUCAGUUGUAGUUAUAACCAAAGAUUCGCAUUAACAAUAUGUAAAGUUAUACAUAAAACUAUUUCUAUUUAAGUAUAAACCAUCCAUCGUAUUGGCUUCGGUUUAUAGCGCCAAAAUUUGUUUACAUUUCAUAUGACGAAGCAAA
This is a messenger RNA of Drosophila willistoni, 3700 nucleotides long. RefSeq names its product circadian locomoter output cycles protein kaput (gene ss). The record is from RefSeq and is a predicted model, not a curated record. The transcript is spliced from 8 exons. NCBI's taxonomy places the organism in Eukaryota, Metazoa, Arthropoda, Insecta, Diptera, Drosophilidae. The coding region runs from base 60 to 3119 and encodes 1019 amino acids. Gene Ontology annotation, cellular component: nucleus; aryl hydrocarbon receptor complex. Gene Ontology annotation, molecular function: transcription cis-regulatory region binding; nuclear receptor activity; protein dimerization activity. Gene Ontology annotation, biological process: regulation of transcription by RNA polymerase II.